AUGACAUCCAACAUCCCCGAGAUCAUCCUGCUCUGCAUGGACAAAAUCUUCCUGACGGCCUUCAACGAUGCCCUCGAAAAGACCUGGCAAGACCACGACACAGCAAAACUAAAGAUCACUCCAAUAAACGAGCGCCUAAACUCCCUCCCAGAAGGAGCAACCUUCGACCUAAUCGUCUCACCAGCAAACUCCUACGCCCGUCUCGAUGGAGCCUUCGACCACGCCAUCUCAACACGAAGAAGGGUGAAUGUCAGGGGCUGUUGGCUGGAGAAGCAUACUGCAUCGGAACUACUUCCAACAAAUGUAAAUAAUUAA
This is a messenger RNA of Penicillium hordei, 315 nucleotides long. RefSeq lists its product as uncharacterized. The transcript has a single exon. Lineage: Eukaryota; Fungi; Ascomycota; Eurotiomycetes; Eurotiales; Aspergillaceae. Bases 1 to 315 code for a protein of 104 amino acids. The record is from RefSeq and is a predicted model, not a curated record.